Brenthis ino (lesser marbled fritillary) is the source of this 390-nucleotide messenger RNA. The record is from the annotation of a GenBank genome assembly. Lineage: Eukaryota; Metazoa; Arthropoda; Insecta; Lepidoptera; Nymphalidae.
AUGAAUUUAAACAUUUCAACUCUUAGUAAAUAUGUAUGGAAAACACAAGCAGUUCCUGGUUUUGGUUUUCAACAAGUAAGGAAUAAAUGGGCAAAUUGCCUAAUGAUAAGGGAUGUAAAGAGACGACGCAUGAGCGCUGAACAUUUCCUGGAACGUAGUAGGAUUAAUGCUUUAAGAAAGAAUGAUGUUUUACCGUUGGAAAUCAGAGAAAUUGCAGAUAAGGAAAUUAAUAAAUUUGAGAUGAAUGCAAUACCACUCCGCAUUAAUAACAGAUGUGUUAUUACAUCAAGGCCUCGUGGUAUUGUAAAAGAUUGGAGAAUGAGCAGAAUAAUAUGGAGACAUUUGGCUGAUUAUAAUAAGCUUUCUGGAGUUCAGAGAGCCAUGUGGGGC